UUUCUCCUGCGCCUUAGAACUGGGGCAAAGCUCGCUCUGAGGAGGGGCUCUGCGCGGCUUUCGGUUUCUCGCUCGCCUCCCGGGGUAAGGGAGGCUUCCCGCGCGUGUCCCUUCCCCAACCUACCCCACCCCACCCCACCCCACCCUCCUCCUCCUCCUGUCUUCUCCGCCUUCUUCACGCAGGGCUUGCCUUUUGGCGACUCGUGCGCCCCUGCCCGCCUCGCCGCGUCCCGCCCCCCUCUCCUCUCCACGCGUCCCCGGCGCGCUCCUCCCACCCGCGCUGCAAUCGCUGCUGCCGCCGCCGCCUCUGCUUCUGCCGGCGCUGCUCGUCCUUCUCUGGCGGAGGCUGGACCGACUCCCCUCUCGCCUGCCCACGGAAGCCGGCGGCGGAAAGCGGGCUUCUGCGCGACGUGGACCUCGGAGCCUUCCCCUCGGGCAGUCCUUCCCCGCGCCGUGCGCCCUAGCCGCGCGCUCCCUGCCUUCCUACGGAGAUGGCCGAGAAGCUGUGGCGUCCCCGCCUCCUUGUCCUCCUCCUCGCCGUCGCCUUCGCCGUCCUCAGCGGGAGAGGAUAUGCUGACGAUCGUGACUUCAGUUUAGAAGAUGCACUGCCUGAUGGCCUUCCGACAAAACGACCUACUCAGAAGCCACCUAAAAAGCCAUCUAGUGGAACAGGUGACUUGGCUUUGUCUGACUAUUUUGACACCACGCCAGAGAUAACAACAAAAUCAGCAAAGGCGACCACUGGCCCUUAUCCAAGGAAACCAGACGACAGCCGCUGGAAUGUGAUGCAUACCACCACCACCACUAAGCAGCCCAAAACGACCAAGGCGCCACCCAAGAAGACCCCAGCCAAAGACCCAAUGGAUUUAGACUUAUCUGAUGCCUUGGGUGACCAUAAUGCUGGGCAAGGUGGUGGAACACCUAUCGUAAAUCCUGGUGGAGGCUCGAAAGGUAGAGAUGGAAGAGGUGGAAAACCUGGAUUUUCAGAUGAUGACUUGACUGGAAUUGUGGAAGAAGGUGACUACCAUCCAGAUAAAAAGAAAGGGGGGAGUGGUGGAAGUGGCAGUGGCGACAGCAAUUAUAAUGACGGUGCCCUGGUAGAGACAGGGACGAUUGCCGGCAUUGUCAGUGGCCUUGCUAUGGCCCUGAUUGGUGCUGUGAGCAGCUACAUCUCCUACCAGCAAAAGAAGUUCUGCUUCAGCAUACAACAGGGUCUUAAUGCAGAGUAUGUGAAAGGAGAAAACAUGGAAGCUGUGGUGACUGAAGAGCCACAAGUUAAAUAUUCCGUCUUAGAGCCACAGAACGCAGAACCCCCUCCGCCGCAAGAAAAUGCGAAAGUCUGAAUCCCAGGCUUGGGCUGGAAGAGAAUCUAGGGCAAAACACACACAUACACACACACACACUUCUCACAUGCUUGUAAUUUAGCUUUUUACAGAUGUUUGAUUUGGAUCCAAAGCUAUUUAAUGUGCGUUCUGACUAGGACAGGCUUCUUAUUGUGGUAGCUGUAGGCUGGUUGAAAUGUUUUCUGGUUUUAUUUCUUUGUGGAGAGUUGUAGGUUUACAUUGACAUGGUCAUGUAGGAGUUUUGUCAGGUUGAAUUCAAAAAUACAACGGUGCUUUCAAAGUGGUGUUUCAUAUUAGAGGUAGGGAUUUUCAUGAAGGAAGAAAAAAAAGCAGCUGGGGUAGUGACUACAGGUGUGAGAACAAAUGAAGUGCCUGUAAAUUAACAAUCCAAAGCAAACCAUUUAAAAAACCUUUAUAAAAUGACUUUCAGCCGAAUUCUGGCUGUUGGCCAUAAUCAUGCAGCUUCCACUGGCAACAGUGAAAGUUGCAUGGGCAUUGGAGGAUGGAGUUUAGUCCUUUAAGUAGCUACACCUCAAGAUAUACAAGUGCCUGUGGGGUAUGUCUUCAUUUGACAGAGGACAGCAAGUGAAUAUUACCCCUUACAACUGGGCUUCUCUACAGCUAUAAACCACCUAAUUUUUUUUGCUACCAGAACCCUAUGCAGGUAGUUGUUGUGUAUGCAGUGUUUCCUUUUUAAAAUUCCAGGGACAUGUCAUGAGGUCAGAACUGAGCCUAUACUUAACUUUGAUAAGCUCUCAUGCUGGCUACGGAAAAUAACACUUUCCCUACCCUAUACGUCCUAUAGACGUGGGCAGACAACAUGGGUUCCAGAUUGUUGCUUUCUCUUGCUCCAGCUUUAGUGCAUGCUAGAAGUGCUUGCAUUUCAGGGAUUGCAAGCCCAGAACUGGGCAAUCUCGGAGGUUGCAGUCCCACGAUCUCUCACACAGUGGCAGAGGAGGAUGCUAUGGUGCAAUUGUCAGCUAGCUUGCCCCUCCUCCAAGCUUUGUCCCCAAGUUGCACAAAGCCUGAAGUGAAGUACAGGUUUGCAGAUACUAGUGCUGAAAUCUAAUUCCCGGGUUGGCUAAAAUCCAGUAAAGGAACUCUUCAGCUUCUGGCUAAGGAAAUUGAGCCACAAAAUGUAAUGCAACUGUGUAUGAUUGCUUAGAUGUUUGGUAGGCUCUCAGGCUCAGAGCGAGCUUUAAAAAAAAAAGUAAAACAGAGAAGCUGCAAGGUCUAGCCACAUACAAAACAAGGUAACAUGGAGAUAGUUCUCUCACUAUAUAUAAGAAUAGUCCAUAAGGGAACAAACUUGCAUGGUACCUCUUCCAGUUUGGAGUGGUAUAGUCCAGGAGCAGCUUUUUCAUAUAUUGAACUGUUUGUGUAGAGUUAACCCCAUUAAUAAUAUCAGUUAAGGAACAAUUUGAUUCACUUUGACAUCUGAAUGUUAUAAUGAAUACCCAAGCAUGAUACCUUUUUUAGAAUGCCCCCCUCCCCAAAAAACAACAAACAGCAAAUCAUUUAGAAGGGAUGGAGCCAACGUGGAUGUGAUAGUACCAAACGUUUAGUGAUGCUAUCACUCAGUUGUUGAUCAUCUUAUGAUACAAACCAUUUGUAUUAAUUUAAUCCGCCAGUUACGUUUUCACAGUUCUUCGAGUGCUUCCAGUUCUAAGAGGAGAAAUGUCUACCCAUCCCAGUCUCCCCCAACCAGCAUAUCUCCUGGUAUUUCUUUCAGUUUACAAGAUUAGUAGAAGAAGCCUCUUGGAGUGCCCCAUCAUGGCCAGUUCUGUCUUCCAAUGGAACAGACAGGAAGGAAGGAAACUCUGAUGCUUCUUGUAAGCAUUUAGUUAGCAUGACGCGUUUGUAAGUGAGAAGCCUCCUCCUUGGUCAGGAGCUGUGAAAACUGUUUUCUUAAAUCUGGAAAAAACUUUAAUCUUCUAUACCAGAUCCAUUUUUCUUAAGGCGUCUCCACAGUCUAGUCUAGGCUCCAGGUAAUGCUCCCACCUGUUGGUAGAAUCACAGAGUUGUUGGGGAGGUGGUAGGGUGCCUUGUUCCAAUCUCCUGCAGAAGUCUAGAGCUAGAAGAUCCCCAACAGGGGCUGUCCAGCUUCUGCCUGAGAACCUCCAACUUAGUUGCACUUCCGGAACUGACCUCCUUAUUGAGAUCUUCAACAAGAGAUAUGCCAAGGAUAAGCCGAGAGCCCUUUUGGUGCAAAGCAUGCAUUCUACCACUGAGCUGUGAAGUAAUCUAGAUCAGAAAUCUGGCCCCAUGUUGAUUACUUUUAUGAUUUAAACAGCCCCUUUCACCACUGUAGCAAGGAAUACAUGUUCUUAUCAUUAUGGAUUAGCAAUGAUGUUAGUGAAUCAAAAAGGGUGUACUGUUUAUUUUAAAAAAAUAUUUAUAUAAAAGCACUCUCAACAUCAUAAAAACAGACUUUAAAAUAUAUUACAACAAAACAUCUUUAAAAUUACAUACAUCUUGCCCCUAAUAUGUAUUUAAAAGGUGGGAGGGAAAAGAACCUGUGCUUAUAAAACAUCUAUCCACUCUUUGUCUGUUUAUAGACUAAUCUUUACUGAAUUCUCUUUAGGGGGGCCUUGCUGACAAGGGUUUGUACAGGAAUCUGGAAAGAUUAGUGCCCUGCUCUAGCAAGAGAGAUCUGCAGGUGGAAGUAGGGAAGAUGCUGCUAUGCAUUUGGACCUUACGGAACCGGCUGGGUGAAUCUCUUAAUACAAAUGGAGCCAUCAGUUGUUACAACAGGUUGCCAAUGAUUAAAGCUGGUUUGGGGCUUGGGGUUGUAACUAGACAUUUUUUUUUGCUCCAAGACCCUCACCUCAUACAUGUUCACUGUGAGGCACGUGCCACUGAUUUCAGUGGAACAUGCUUCUGUGGAAUGGUGCUUAAAAUUGUAGCUUAGAUGUUUGAUAACAGCUGUGCAAAUUCCUUCUGCUCUGUUUUUGUUUCAUGACUUAUGUUUCAAAAGCCCUACAGUAGCUUUAAAGAAAUACACAUCUUUUGAAUGUAUUUAGUUUCUGUGACAAUGCCAGGAUAAGCUCUUUUUCUACAGAGUUCUCUUCUUACUGUUGGCUUCAGUGGGACUAAAACAGGGCAAACGGGGGGGGGGUCUUAAGAAGGAACACAGCUCACUUGCUUAUUGAAGGGUGCUUCAUACAUUAGUCACCAGAAUGGGAAGCUACUGAAAAAUUGCUUCUGUGUGGUGGUGCAGUAUGACAUGGAGGGUCUCCAGCAGAGUUGGUCAAACCACUGGAAAGCAGCAUUCAAUGUGCUGGAGUACUACUGUGGAAGCGAUUUUGGUGGCUUCCGUUUUUUGAAGUUACCCUUAGAUACAAUACAGUAGGUUUUUUUAAGGAAGGUUGUGGUUUGCAAAUUUUGCAGAGCACAAAUAAGUCAGACGCUAACAAUACCACACAGCUGAAUAUAUAUAAUGGUAUAUUUCCAACUACUAUAGCAUAUCUCUUUUUUAAUUUUUUUAGUCUACAUAAAAGAUUAGAGUAGGAUAAAGUAGUGCAUCUUUAGAUAAAUAGCGGGGAAAUAAUAAAUGUUACUAUGAUGCUAGCACUUGGACUAGGAGUCAUCUUCUCAGAUAAACGCAUAUAAUUCCUUAUUUCUUCUUGCCAAUGAUGGGAAAUGUUUCUGUAGAUGUAAGUUGUCAAUUUUGUUGUAUUUCUGUUACUGCACUGUCCAGCCACGGUUAUGAAUUUUGAAAAACAGUGCAUUUGAGUGUUAAAAAUAACCCACUAACCACUUAGUCAUUUAAAAUGUGUAUGUAUUGCAGAUUUUUUUUGUAAAAAAAUAAAAAGCUCACAAUAGUUCCAUUAAGAAAGCAGAUUUUCAGAAUAAGACAGGAGAGUAACCUUUAAGAUACUUCCUUCCCCAAGGCCUUUUUAUGUGAAUUUAGUAAAUGGUUAUGCCUUAAUGUACCUUAUAUUUAGGUAGAAGAUAAAAACCAAAACUAUAGAAAUGCACAGCAAAAGGGAGGUACUUGUUUAAAAUGUUAUAGCAGCAUAAUUCAGUAUCAGGCAAUUAUGAAUAUAACUAAUGUCGGUAGAACCACUUUGAAAAUAGCUGAAAACAUCCCCAGAGAGAUACUUCUGCUUCCUCAGAUAAUGGACAAUGACUGCAUUCUCCACUCAAAAGUACACAAAUAGCAAUCUUCUCUGAACCUUUGUGCCAGAUCAGCAACUAAAGGCCCCUGAGCUAAGUCUGGCCCCAAGGGUUACCUGCCCCCUCCCCCAUUGAUCAGCUAGAGAAGUGGCAGCUACAGCAAUGGAACUUGUCAGCAGCCUACUGAUCUUCUCAUACAAUAGCCUUUCAGGAAAACUAACUGCUGAUCAAGGUUCCACUUGCUCUGUUACUACUAAUAGAACAUGAAGCAACCACUAGUCUAGCUAGCCUAGUACUGUGUACUCUAACUGGUAGUGGUGCUCCAAGAUGUCAGGCAGAGAGAGGGAGUUUUUUUUCCAGGCAUGCAAUCUGCAAUCCUUUUAAAGUACAGAUGCCAGGGACUGAACCCAAGACCUUUUGCAUGCAAAGCAUGUGCUCUACCACUGAACUAUGACCUCUCCCCAUUGGGACCUUCUUUCCAUUGUCUGUACACAACCAACAAUAUGUUUGGCUUUUCCUGACUGAUUUCUCUGUAGCAGUGCCAAUUGUGUAGUACUACACCUCCAGAAGGGAUCCAUUUCUGUUUUUCUACUCUGUGUUUUUAUAUUCAUAAUUAAAACUAUCUGUGCAGUGAAACGCCACAUAAAUAAGCUCAGCCAGAUGUUCCAAGAAUAGGUCAAGUGACAUGCAUUAAAGUCUUCCAUCAGGCCAAAGAUAUAUAUAAGACCCCUUCUUGUGCCCUGAAUUUAUAUACAACACACAUUCUUGCAAGUAAAGAGAGAAUGGCUAAUUAGAGAAAAGGAAAGUGGUUUCCUGUGUUUUACAAAAUCAGAAUACUGGCAGGGAUCUAGCCACAUUAACUCACUUAAGCGUUGGCUGGAUUUAUUCCUUUCUCUCUUUCUUAACUUGCACCUUCCUUCGGCAAAAUGUUUUAAGGCACAGCAUCAACAGUGACUGUCUCAUACAACUAACAGCAAAUGGCCCUGCUUACUAUAUAUUCUCAUUGUCAAUGGAGUAUUUGCUGUUGUAUGAAUUGAUGUUCAUCCGAGAGUAGUGCAGAGCUUUACAAACGGAAAAGGAAACUAAAGCAAAUAGAGAAGGGGAGAGGAGGAAGAGAAAAUGCAGCAGGCCCCAGACAGCAGAUUAAAAGAGUAGAUUGUGUCCAAAAGAUGCCAAGCUUUUAUUUAAGCAAUACAUACAUAUCUUUAGCUAAUACAGAAAUGAUCUGUCCCAGAUUAAAAUUGUGCGUUACGCUGUCAAAAGGCAGACUUAUUUUGCUAAAGUGCAUAUAAGAAUUACAGGGGAGGGAAAUCCAAACUUCGUUGCCAAAUUACAAACUGGAAAACAAUAAAGACUUGACUUGUACAACAA
This is a messenger RNA of Rhineura floridana, 6833 nucleotides long. It is a transcript of the gene CD99L2, whose product is annotated as CD99 molecule like 2. The coding region runs from base 492 to 1343 and encodes 283 amino acids. The transcript is spliced from 12 exons. The record is from RefSeq and is a predicted model, not a curated record. Lineage: Eukaryota; Metazoa; Chordata; Lepidosauria; Squamata; Rhineuridae.